AUGGAAUCAGCUUUAAAAACCCGUACACGGUUAUACACUCCACAAGACUACAUUGAUGUGAUGACCAGUUGUCGUAAGAGAAACAAGUUGACAGCUACUAAAAUGGAAUGUUUAGACUUUGUCGGGGUUUAUAAAAUGAUGAAGACUAUAGUUAAAAGAAAAAAAGAUAUAGAAGGAAAUGCUAUAAGCUGGUUGAAAACUAAAGAAAUAAACAUUUUUAAGAAUAGACCUGAUCGGAUAUUUCUUUCAACCUGUCGUGGUGGUCAAACCCAUGAAGUAGAUCUCAAUAAAAGACCAAAAAGAGGGUCAAUAAAUAACCCAUUGACGUUAUCAAGACAUUAUGAGCAACUUUGGCCACAAGGAAAACCUAUUUCUCAACCAAAGCUAGAUGAUAUAAAAUCCCUCCUUCAUCUCAUCCCAUCUGAUGCGACAAAAUAUUACGAAAAUUUAACUGGAGCUCGUGAUUUAAAAGAUGAUGUUGAAGGUUUCGAUGGAUCUAUUGAUUUCGAAGUAGAAGAUAAAGAAUAA
This is a messenger RNA of Parnassius apollo (apollo), 528 nucleotides long. The record is from the annotation of a GenBank genome assembly. NCBI's taxonomy places the organism in Eukaryota, Metazoa, Arthropoda, Insecta, Lepidoptera, Papilionidae.